This is a messenger RNA of Caenorhabditis sp. 36 PRJEB53466, 4282 nucleotides long. The record is from the annotation of a GenBank genome assembly. Lineage: Eukaryota; Metazoa; Nematoda; Chromadorea; Rhabditida; Rhabditidae.
AUGUGCGAGGUACUCAUUCUGAUGCUCAACUCGUUCUACCGCCUCUACUACCAACUGUUCGAUCUGUGCGAGCACACGCUCAUUUCGGUGCUCAUUCUGCUCGUCGUCCUCAUCUGUUUCAUUCCGGCGCUCUUCAAAACGGUCGGUUUUUUUGUCAGUUUUGUGUAGGAAGGAGAGCUCCUCCGAAUAUGAAAACGACGGACAAUACUCCGGCCAGGGAGCCGUCCCUACUUUUUUUUUGGGGUAUUACCCCCUUUGCAAAUGAAAUGUCACCUGCUCAUUGAGCAUUUUCCACUUUUCAGCCGCUUUUUCUCAGUUUUUCCAGACGCCGACCCCGGAUGUGUGUCACUUUCAGGCGGUGUGCUCUCAAGUGAAGUGUGCAGUGUCUGGCGUUUUGAGAAGCGAAAAAGAAGAAGAAGAAGAAGAAGCAAUGUGACUCUUUUGCUUCACGUUCCAGGCCAUGGCCUAGAAGCCCCGAACUAGGCCGACUGGGCCACGUGGCCUAACUUUGCACUUGAAACAGUUAGGCCACCAAGCUUUCCACUUGUACGACCUACAGACCCCUCUCAUAUUUUCUAGUUGAAGAUCCGGACAUGUUGACCGUGGCCUGGGAUCCAAAUUCGAAUCUUUGAUAGGAUUAGGAGACCUUCAAAGAUCAUCUCCCCCUCUCUCUCUUCUUCUUCUUCUUCUUCUUCUUCUUCUUCUCCGUGUUCCUUUCUCUCUUUCAAAUUGGUUUCAAUGCACUAAUCCCCUUGUUUUGUGCCCCUUUUCCAUCAACUAUAUACAUUUUUUGUGAGCCAUCUCCGAUCUGGCUCAUUUUGAGCCAAUUCAAGGUGAGCACAAUCUUUGGAGCUCGAAAUUUGUGCAUUUUUCAGCGAAAAAAAUAUGUGGAAAAGAGAGGGAGACGAAGAAGAAGAAGAAGAAGAACUAUUUUAUAAUUCUCUCUCUCUCUCUCUUUCACUUCCCCCUCCUACACUUUCUAAUUAUCUCAUUCCGAUAUAUAUAUGGGGGCUCAUCUUUGAGAGCACGAUGCCACGUCAUGCGGAUAUUCAUCCGGUUUAUGACUUCUUCUUCUUCUUCUUCUUCUUCUCCUCCUUUUCCAGAUGAUAUUCCUACACGGUGGCCUAGAAUUGAUGGCCUUGAAAAGCAAAAUGAAAAAGUUCUUUCCGACAAAGUUUCGCACGUCAUUUCGUCGUUUUCGUGGGAGGACUUUCAGCUUUUCAGUGUUCUUCGCCGCUUGCUAAUCUUUUUAUGAAUUGAGUCGAAACGCACACGCACACACGAAAUCACAUCACCUGCACGCGCUUUCGGUUGUCAGGCCAGUUUAGAGUCGAGGACCGACCGACACAAAUGUCACUUUUGCCCGCUUUUGAGUCGAAACUGCUCGCGGUCCCUGGCGGAUGAGUCAGACGGACGCCUAAUGGCCGGCCGGUCCCUCCAAAUUAAUUGAAAUUCCGAGUCGUCUUGUGGCUUCUUCGCCCCAACUCGGUUUUAUUCAAUUUUGCAACAAACACAUUUGUCGGAAACGUUGAGAGACGUUUUGCAACCGUCCGAGGCCGCUUUGCAACUUUUGUGUCCCGGUGACCAGGAGAAGUGCCACUAAAUCAUUUGUCAACUUGAAAAAUGCCACUAGAGCUGCUGGAUUUUGUGUUUCCCGGUUACAAAGUGUCUAGGCGUUGAGUGCCCUGGUUGCGAAGUGUCCUUUUCUCGAAUUGGUAGUUGCGAAACGUCCUGGUAGCAAAGACAGCUAACUAUGAUAAUACUUUGAUCCAACUAUGACACUUAUGUUACAUUGCUAACUAUUUUGGUUGCGAAACGUCUUUCUUUGGUGAAAUCAGGUUGCAAACUGUCCUUGUCCCUUCUGAUCGGUUGCAAAACGUCCUCCUCUCGUAUUAUCCAGUUGCAGAGUGUCCGUGAUCGGUUCCUGGGGUCUCACACUAAUUUCUGAUGUUUCUAUUAUCCAUUUCCGUGCCGCCGCCAUCUCCGUCACAAGCGAGUAAACGAAUCGGGAGGGGGAUAAUCAGGAAGAAGGAUUAGAGAGGGAAUCGGAUAAUAUCGGUGAUAAGGGUGCAAGUGAGGGAAGAACGGAUUAGCGGAAAUAUAUUCGAAUGCGAGAAGGGAAGAACAUCAUGAUUCGCGCCACCGGAUGAAAGAGAGAGAGAGGAGGUCUUAGGCUUAUUAUUAUUAUAUUAUCAAUCCACAUUUUCACUCCAUUCCACCACCAGUAGAAAUAUGUGAAUGUGAAAUGACUAUUUUGUUCCGCGGCAGAAAGGUGAGCAUUGGCACAGUCAACUCGUAUUGAGCUAUUGUGUCGGGUUUUACUACUUGACAACUUUUUUUUCGUGUUUUGGAUCCAAUUCCAGUACAAUAUCCUUCCGGAUCCUCCUUCAGACUCAUAAGUAAUUCCACGCAACCCUUUCGUCCAUUCAAUCUAUUAUUAAUUUUUGGGAACCAACUGAAACACACGGUCCUUGUUGUUUUUGCAUACAUCAGACUACUAACAAUUUGCCGCCCCGAAAAAACUAAUCGACUUCUAAUUCGGAUGACGUCUUCUUCUUCUUCUCCUACUUCUUCUUCUUCUUCUUCUUCUACUUUUACUUCUCCUACUUCUCCUACCUCACUUCUAACCAUUAUUGUGGGUUUGUGCGCGCAGAAAUUCGAUUCCGCCGAUUCUUGACAAUUAAAAGAAUCUUAUGGUAUUCGGUUACUCGCCGCCAGUGUUUUUGUUGUCCGCCAGAUUGGCCAAUAAUGUGGCGGCCCAAAUGAAAUAUUCAAGGACAAAACGCGAAAAUAGAAAGAGCAAAACAAUUAUGAGCUCGAGUUGUACGCCGCCUGUUUUGAUUAACAAUUGGCUAUUUGGGGGGGACCGAAUCCAUUUAUAUCUGAUAUUGUCGGGUUCUUAAAUUAAGACUAUCAUAGCACCUAGCAUAAGUCGGACACAUUGCAACUAAUCUAGCGCCAACACUUUGUCGUUUAGCACUGAACCUUUCAGUGUUCAACUGUGAGGACAGGACCCCUAACCCUCUUUGACCCUUAUGAAUAUUGUCGGUUUGCAGGAAGAGCAGCGCCCACUGUUUACGAUCUUCGUUCUCGUGUGCGGCGUGGUCGGCGGCCUCAUCGUCGUCAUCUCCGUCGUCUACCUCUACCGCUACUGUCUGAAGCGCCGCAAUCCGGUCACCACGUAAGACGGUGCCACCGAAUGAAUCUGCUCACCAAUACAAUUGUUCAGAACGGUGAACCCGGACUUUAAGAGGGAACACAUUCGGAGUGUCGUCGUGGGUCUCAGCCGACCACUGCCCCUGCCGCAAGAGUUUCUCACGUCUUCCACGCCGAAACACACGUCGACGACCACACUCGGAGGAGCUUACGACGAGCAACACGACAAUAUCAUCGACAAUAGCGUUUCGGUCGUGCCGCUUAUCGUCACCAAUGACUCCAAUUAUGCGCUACGCCUCUCGCAAAACACUUAUAAUAGUGAGUUCAUUUGUUAGUGGUCCCUAGCGGAUUUAUAUUCAAUUUUGUUGGUUGGUAGGACCUUAAGAAAAAGAUCGCUUGGUUUUGCACGAUACUGAACAUUUUUGUGAUGAAUUAGAAGAACCGUUCUUUCAAAUCCAUGUAUCUCAGCUGCCUGGGGAGAUAUCAAGAAGUUGUCAACUAGUAAAUUGUUUAUUGAAACAUUUUGUACACUUUUUGUGUUGACAGUUUUUUGGCACCUCGACCGGCAACCGAGAUAUAUCAUUUUGAAUGAACGUGCCACUCUACUAUAGUUAGUGUUGAAAAAAGGCGUAUAACUCGGCCCGCACAAGUUUUCGAAACAAAUAGUCAAUUGCAAAGUUGUUUAUCAUGAAAUUUUCCACAAAUUUGUAGUUAUCAACUUUCAAAAAUAUCCACUAGUUCUCGAGAUAUAGGCCUCCAAAGUAAGGGUACUUAAAGUUGGCGACAAGGUUCUCAGUUUAGGCCCCAAAUGUAACUUUUCAUAAUCAAUUCCAAUUCCAGCGUUGCUCUCCGUGUCCCCUGCUCCCACACGUGCUCAUUCCGCAGAACUGCAUCCUCCAGAAGUGUGCGACGAAGUGCGGCGAAGUUCGUUCGAAGUGCAACGUGGCACCGGCCGUCAACUGCCGAGCACCGAGGGCCUAGAGGUGAUCGAUACUUUUUAUAAAAGUAGACAUGAAAUAAUAAUAAUAAUACAACACAAAAAAGACAUGAGAUGGGAUGGCAAGCAUCAUUCUUUUCUUCUUCAAUCCAAAACUGAAUUGAAAUGGUUGGCGAGACGAGUGGUUGA